Lytechinus variegatus (green sea urchin) is the source of this 1321-nucleotide messenger RNA. It is a transcript of the gene hddc2, whose product is annotated as 5'-deoxynucleotidase HDDC2-like. NCBI's taxonomy places the organism in Eukaryota, Metazoa, Echinodermata, Echinoidea, Temnopleuroida, Toxopneustidae. The coding region runs from base 71 to 658 and encodes 195 amino acids. Gene Ontology annotation, molecular function: 5'-deoxynucleotidase activity. The transcript has 6 exons. The record is from RefSeq and is a predicted model, not a curated record. Gene Ontology annotation, cellular component: cytoplasm.
AUUGUUUUCAUUGGUUAAUCAAGCUGGCUAAGUGCCGAGCUAGGGCACCGUGUUGCCCGCGUGAGACGAGAUGUCCUCAAUAACUCAAGACUCACUAAAAUUUCUGCAAAUUGUUAACGACAUUAAGAGUCAACCCCGUAGAGGAUGGCAGUUAAGAGGAUUGACCAAUGUAGAGAGUGUAUCAGAUCACAUGUAUCAGAUGGCUAUUAUGGCUAUGAUCAUCACAGAUAAGAGUUUGGAUAAAAACAGGUGUGUACAAAUUGCUCUUGUACACGACAUGGCCGAGUGCAUUGUUGGAGAUAUAACCCCUGUCGAUGGAAUAAGUAAGGAGGAAAAACAUCGAAGAGAAAAAGAAACUAUGGAGAAGUUAUCAAAAUUGGCUGGUCCUGAAUCGGGUCAUGAUCUGUAUCAAUUAUGGAAGGAGUAUGAAGAACAGUCAUCAGCAGAGGCUAGGUUUGUAAAAGACCUUGACCGCUUUGAGAUGAUCUCACAGGCAUUCCAAUAUGAAAAGAGGGAAAAUAAACCAGGUCUUCUACAAGAGUUCUUUGAUUCUACACAAGGCAAAUUCAGCCAUCCAUUGGUGAUAGAAUGGGUAGAAGAACUGAAUAAACAGAGAGACAACAUGAUCAAGGAACAUCAAGAUCAGAGCUCUAGUUGACAUUAGCUGAACUCCCUGUCAUACUCAGGUCUAUAGCAAAGUAUAUUAUAAAGAUGGGUCAUAUUUCAUAAAAUCUGUCAUCUGUUUUAAAUACUAGAAGUACAAGAACUAGAACUGGUUCCUACAAGAUUUCGCAAAUACUGACAAAAGCGGUCAUAAUUGGCUCCUAGUGCGCAAUGGCACUAGUAGAAAUAUGACCAAAAUGUGAUUCAUGAGUUCUUUAAAGUACUCAAACACUGAUUUGUUUGUAUGUUAUUUACUGGACUUUUUCUAUCAGUGUGCAGUUUUGCUAUUAAGUCGUUAAUCAGAUCCCAAUAAAAUUAAGGGUUCUCACUUUGAAGAUUGUCUAGCUUGACAAUUAUAUGAUUUCUCUUGUUCCAUAAAACUUCUCUUAACCUUCUUUUUAACCUUUUCCUCGGUGUAAUAUUGCUCGCUUUUCAUUGCAUUUAUGGAUCAGCAUCCCAAUACCAUCAAUCCUUACAUACCAACUAGGUCUGUGCUUUUCAACAUCUGGUUCACUUGUGGUUCCAAAAGAUAAAACAAAACUAGGGGAAAAGAUCCUUUGGUCAUGCAUGUCUCACUGUGGAAUAGACUUCCUGAAGACAUCCAAAAUUGUAUCUAUGUUGACUCCUUCAAAAAUGUUCUUUUUAAAACCUUUCUAUU